Molecule: messenger RNA, 4492 nt
Organism: Bombus huntii
Lineage: Eukaryota; Metazoa; Arthropoda; Insecta; Hymenoptera; Apidae
Product: uridine phosphorylase 1
Exons: 6
Coding region: 1307-2335 (342 amino acids)
Biological process (GO): uridine catabolic process; nucleotide catabolic process
Cellular component (GO): cytosol; cytoplasm
Molecular function (GO): uridine phosphorylase activity
Source: RefSeq, a predicted model, not a curated record
AACACAAUGAAUGAAUUGUAUAGUAUAGGAUUAAGAAGGAACCUAAGAAGGAAGCUAUAAUCCUGUCAAGAGGUCAUUGUCAAAUUUGAUUUACGCGCCACUCGAUUCUAAUCGAUAUGUUCAUUUGAACGAUUCCUCUUUCUUCCUGUUCUGGCCGGCAUUUUCUUAGUCCGUCCACAGUUUCUUAUUGAAAAAGUAUUAUCGUUUAUAGAAUCGACUUUAUAGAAUUAUCUGUACAGUUGACUGCGAAGAAAAACAUAAGAAAAAUAUGAACAUAAGAUUUAGAAAAUAUUUACAUUAGUAAUCGCUUUAACCACGUGUAUAUAGCGUAAAGUGACAGCAGAACGAUGAAUUGCGCGUCAGGAAAUAUAGAGCCGCUGACUAAGGAAAAUUUUCAUAAGUGGAGAGCUCAGAUUCAAACGUUAUUAAUGAAAAACAACACAUAGGAAUAUGUUUCUGGUGAAAAGAUCCGAACUACAGAGAAUGCUACAGAAUGGGAUGUAGCAGAUAGAUAGAUAAAGGCAAGAUCAGAAAUGUCUGUAUAUUAGCAAUAAGUCCUGAAGCAUUAAUGCAAGUAAAUGAUUACAACACAUCAAAAGAGGUAUGGGAUAAAUUAAAUGAAAUAUAUUGCUUAACUUAUCCCGCUUACAAGAUAAUGCUAGUAAAACAGUUAAUUAACUAUAAGAUGCAAGAAGAUGGAAAUAUAAAUAGUCAUAUAAGAAACUUUUCUGACUUAAUUGAUAAAUUGAGAGAAAUAAUAUAUACAUCCAAGAUGACAUAGAACAAUUUUGUUAUUAUGUAGUAUUCCAAACAGCUAAGAAGAUUUCAGGAUUGCUAUUGAAACUGAGGAAAAAUUUCCACCCUUUGAAGCACUGAAAAUAAAACUACUCAAAGAAGAAUCCAAAAGAAGACAGAACUAGGAGUAUGAAAACAACACCUAAUAUAGCGGUAGUCGAAUUGGGCAUGCAAUAGAAGUCUCUACAUAUUCAGGAACUGCAACAAAAUGCACAACACAGACCAUCACACCUAGUAUUUCGCAUCAAGUGCUUUAUAAAGAAAUUAUUAAUAUCCUUUAGAAUGCAGAUUAUCGUACCAUGACUCUUAAAAAAGCAAGGCUAAUGAUUGAAACAAAAUAUAACAUACAUCUUAAUGACAGAGAAACGGAGAUAUAUUUUUUAGUCAUGCAAUAUGUAAAGGCAAAUUCAGCUGUACAAGAGAGGGAGAUAGAGCUCAAUGAUGGAGUAGUAAUUGAUGAUACAGAAGAUGAAACAGAAUCAGAAUUAGAUGAUGAAGAGAUAGAGGAAGAAUGAUAAACAGUCAAGAGGAGUCUUGCAAGAAAAGCAACAAAUAUAGAGAUGGAUCUGUACGACUUCGAAAUCCAAACAUCGAGCUCAUGGAUCAGGAUAUACUGUAUCAUCUUGCUCUGGGUAGCGGCUCCCACGAUCUCGUUGAAAUGUUUGGCGACGUUAAGUUCGUGUGCAUGGGAGGAACACCAAAGCGUAUGGAAGAUUUUGCUCACUUCAUAAUGAAGGAAAUAGGUCACAAGCUUCCGGCAGGCACGACACUUCUUGAUAUUAGCCAGUAUUCAUAUCGUUAUUCUAUGUAUAAAGUCGGACCAGUCCUUUCUAUUAGCCAUGGAAUGGGCAUGCCGUCGGUUGGAAUUUUGCUUCACGAAAUGAUCAAGCUGAUGUACCACGCGAAGGUGAAGGAUCCGAUAUUCUUCAGGAUUGGUACUUGUGGUGGGAUCGGCCUUGAAGGCGGUACCGUGGUAAUUUCCGAGGAAGCGGUCGAUGGAAUGCUGAAGUCGUACUUGGAAGUGCCUGUGCUCGGCAAGGUGGUGAGGAGGCCUGCUAAGUUAGACCGACAACUAGCUCGCGAUCUAAAGGCCCUAGCACACCGUGAUGAUCCUUAUGACACCGUAAUCGGUAAAACAAUGUGUACCGACGACUUCUACGAAGGACAGGGGCGUAUGGACGGUGCGUUCUGUGAAUUCACGGAGAACGAUAAGAUGGAUUACUUGAACAAGUUGCACAAAGCUGGCGUAGUGAAUAUAGAGAUGGAGAGUUUAUCGUUUGGAGCACUCACACAUCUAGCGGGCAUUAAGUCUGCUGUCGUCUGCGUAACAUUGCUAGAUCGAUUCAAAGGCGAUCAGGUGCUGGCACCGAAAGAAGUCCUGAAUGAAUGGCAAAUAAGACCGCAACAAUUAGUCGCACGCUAUAUAACGAGAUAUCUUCAACGAAAAGGCCGCCUCUCCUUAGAUGGCCACGGAUCAAUGUGUGUGAAAAGCCCGCGCCGGUUCAAACUGGUGCAACAGGAAUCUGAAAACUACGAUUAAAUUCGAGACGGCCCGAGACUAAAGGAAUUGCCACGAAAAUCUGUUAUGGAGUUUGUUAACAGAUGAAUGUACUGUUAAAAUACAAUGGAAAAGCACGCAUUAGUUGAUUCUACCAACGAUUAGCUUAUUGAUCGGGCGUCGUUUCACUUCUUUAUAUACAUUCAAGUCACAAAUAUUAUUGUUAGUAAGGAAAAAAAGAAAGAAAGAUGUUCCUUCUUAUUUUUUUUUAUGAAUUAAACUAUUAUUUAAUUCUUUUUUGUGUGUAGAUUUUACGUACAAAGUAUUUCUUGGAAAGAGUUUACAUAGAAAAGUAAAAUCUCGAUUACCAUAUACGUUGUGAACAUACUUUUGUAAAUCUUGUGUAUUUAAUUAUCAAUGUCGAGUUAUUAAUGAAAUUUGACGUAUAAAACGAACUGUUAUUUCACAUAUUACGCUGUUACUUCAGCGUCGUAAAAAGUUUCUUAAUGUGUUUUUUUGGUAUUACGUCAUUUUCUAAGUUUCUAACACUGCGUACCUAUGUGUCGUUGUAGUAUUUAAUGUAAAAUUUGUAAGUUGCACUUAAGUUUCACGAUAGUUACGGAGUAAAAGCUCAAAGAGUCACAAACCUCAUCAGUUUCGCUGCACAUUAUGGUGCUGUGAUCCAAGUACAAAGCAGCAAGGUAUUUAAAAAAAUAAUUACCAAAGUACAUCAUGUACGUUCGUAAUGACCACACUUGGCCACAUAUCUAUUGUCUGUGUAUUUUCUGAAAGUUUUAUUUCAGACUGCGAUUAUAAUUAUAUGCGAAGACAUAUGAAGAAGUUUAACAUUUAUCGACCAAGAGAACUUUACGUUUUAAUUACGAAAAUAUCAUGUAAAUCUUGACAAAUUUUGUACACGAUGUGCUGAAGUUCUACAACGGAUCUAUGAAUGGUUUAUUGUAGUCCUGUGGUGCUCGCAGUUUUAUUAGUUAUGAAAUUGAUUAAGUACGAAACUGCAAAUUCCUUUAGCUAUGUUUUAAGGACGUAUGAAAUAUCUUACUCGAUAAUGUUAAGAUUCUGUGUAUUAGUAGUUGAUUAGAAAUCUAGCAGCACAUUCCACAUAGUUAAAUAAAAGCAUGCUUUCGUUCAGCUGACGUUUGUGAUGCGAUUGAGGUUCUUUUACAUAUAUGUAUACCAUAUAUUAUGGGCGUAUAUAUAAAAACAACCUCGGCAUUCAGGAUUCAAUCGAGACUGGAUUAAGAAUUCAAAAAUAAAAAGAAACAGAUAUAGUAACGAAAUUCCCGUCAUUAUUUUCGUUUUAUUCUUUGGAACUUUGCUUCCUAGUGCCAAACAAUACAUUUGAAGAAUAAUUUAUUUUAAUAAAAUUCUUAAUCCUGUUUCAACGUUAUAACUAGUUGAAGUUCUAUGACUAAUAAACACGUUAAAAUAGUUGGUCACAAACCAGUUACGAUUAUCUCAACGCAAGAAAAAGGCAGAUACGGAGACUCCGUAAGAAGUUUAAAUAGAAAAAUAAAUGUAGUUAACGUUUUUAAUUAGUAGCUAUAUUCGCAAGAAUUCCAUGUUAUAUAUAUUUUUAAGGUGUGUAUGUGUUUUUGUAUUAAUAUAAAUUUGUUGAUCGAAGGAUAUGUCGACUCUUGUUCUGGAAUAAAAGUAAGAAGUCGGCAAAUUAAACUAGAUAUUUAUGAAACAUCUAAAAGUAAUCAAUCACUGCAUUAUUAUAUACUAUUGUAACGAUGAUUUUUAAAGGUUUGCUAUAAACCUAAAAUAUCUUAUUUUCUGGAAACAAGAGUUUAGUAUUAGGCUUUAGUAGUAUCAUAAGUUUUCAUUGCUUUUAUACGUACGAAAUAUUUUGUCAACGGAAAUAUAACAUAAUGGGAAUUAUUUUCGAUUUUUUGAAGUGAUGGAAUGAAGAAUAGGAAAUAUUCAAAGAUUUUUAGUCUGCGUUCUCAUGAACUCUGGAUUCUCUAAAUGUGUUCAACGAAAAACAUUUCUGGAACGGACAAACCUUACAUUUCUUGUAAAUGUUUGACGAAAGCUUAUUUUUGUCUAAACUUUUAACAUCAUGAAAAGUUGGAUGAAUUUUUUAUGCAAAAACACUACCACGCGCUAAAUGUACCGAAUUUUAAGUAAAUCAUGUCAAGUAGAUUAUAUCAGCUAAUAAAUGUAUUGUUCAUGGUG